Fusarium coffeatum is the source of this 960-nucleotide messenger RNA. RefSeq lists its product as uncharacterized. The coding region runs from base 1 to 960 and encodes 319 amino acids. Gene Ontology annotation, molecular function: rRNA (adenine) methyltransferase activity. The transcript has a single exon. NCBI's taxonomy places the organism in Eukaryota, Fungi, Ascomycota, Sordariomycetes, Hypocreales, Nectriaceae. The record is from RefSeq and is a predicted model, not a curated record. Gene Ontology annotation, cellular component: nucleolus.
AUGAAAUUUAUUUCAGACUACCUCACUUUGCUUCAAAGGAGUUCAAACGUCAAGACGCGACACCCUGGAAAAUCUCAUAUCAGAAUGGUUUCCAAGAAGCAGACGAGGCUAAAGAGCCUUUCAAGUGGUCGUCCACCAACAGUGAAAUCAUCAAGGUCUAUGUCCCGAAAAGCCAGCAGAAGUCUCAUCAACACGCAUCACCAGCUGGAGAAACAACGACGACAAGCCGCGACCAAGGGCGACAAGGCUACGGAGACUCGCCUUGCCACAGAAAUUGAGAAGCUAGGUGGGCUUGAUCACUAUCAGAAGGCUAGUCUACAAGGACAAAGCAUCGACAGGGGCGGCGACACGUCAAGGGUACUCUUGGAAUGGCUUCCGAUGGCAGAUCUCAAGAAACGCGCGCAGCCGUUGCACAUGCUGGAGGUUGGCGCAUUGAGUACACGGAAUGCAUGCUCUACAAGUGGUGCUUUUUCCAUGAAACAUAUCGACCUCAACAGCCAGGAACCAGGAAUCACCAAGCAGGAUUUUAUGGAGCGACCCUUACCCAAGGACGAUUCUGAGGUCUUCGACAUUAUCUCACUGAGUCUGGUGCUCAAUUUCGUCCCCGAGGCCGAGGGCCGUGGUCAGAUGCUUCUCAGAACGCUGUCGUUUCUUCGGCCUGCAUCUGAACCUCCAACCGGCUCUGAUGAGCUGUUCCCCUGCCUCUUUGUGGUUCUGCCUCGCAGCUGUGUUGACAACUCACGAUAUUUCACAGACACCCGACUCGACGAACUGAUGACCAUGCUUGGUUAUGUAUGCACCAGAACUAAGAUGACCCAGAAACUGGCGUAUUCUCUAUGGAAGAGAAUCGGGACUGUCGCCAAUAAGCGAUCAGACUUCACCAAGAAGGAAGUCAAUCCAGGACGGACACGGAACAACUUUGUCAUGACGCUCAAGGCAUCGACGAGUCAUUCGACAUGA